Desarmillaria tabescens is the source of this 1721-nucleotide messenger RNA. RefSeq names its product FAD/NAD-P-binding domain-containing protein. Gene Ontology annotation, molecular function: oxidoreductase activity. The record is from RefSeq and is a predicted model, not a curated record. Bases 1 to 1707 code for a protein of 568 amino acids. The transcript is spliced from 10 exons. Lineage: Eukaryota; Fungi; Basidiomycota; Agaricomycetes; Agaricales; Physalacriaceae.
AUGGCGCAUGUCGACCCUCGUGUUCAAGGCGUUGGUAUCAUCGGGUCAGGCGCCGCAGGGUUGAUUACUGCCCACACUUUGAUACGAGAUGGAUUUUCGGACGUCCAGAUUAUUACUAGGGACUGUACCCCAGGCGGUGUUUGGAGCGAGGAGAGAGUCUAUCCGGGGUUGACGCUCAACAAUGUCCACGGAGAGUUCAGGUUCUCCGGCAUGCCAAUGCUGCCUCCCUCGGACUCUACCCAGAACGGCGGUCGACUAGGCGGCGAAGACAUGCGGCGGUAUAUGCAGAAAUUUACUGAUAAAUUUCUGGCAGGAAAAAUCAGAUACGGAACCAACGUUCUAAACAUGGAGCGAACAGAAGAACCUGACCCCGUUUGGAAUGUUACAGUUAGUAACGUAAAGGGUGGAGAUCUUGAGAUCCUAAAGUUUUCUCGGAUUGUUUUAUGCACAGGGGGCUGCAGUACACCCAAAACGCCUGCUUAUUUGUCGCAGGAAGCCGCGAACAAAGCCGGUUUCCAGGGACUCGUGGUACAUUCAAUUGAUUUUGGUCCGCGUUUGGAUGACAUACUUGCUGCUGUGCCUUCGGGCGGAACCGGUGAUUCUAGUCCCACCGUUGUUGUUGUUGGGGGUGGAAAAUCAGCGCAAGACAUUUCAUCACAUCUCGCAAAUGAAGGGCGAAAAGUUACUGUUGUCUUUGAGACUGCCGACGCUUUCUUAGGCAGUGUGAAGCCGCUCCCAGAUUCUCUGAGGAAAAGCCGUCUUCUGGCUAUACUUUCUCCCCACAUCGAACUGCGGACCAAGCUGGAGCGUUUCCUCCACGGGACAUGGAUUGGCAGCAAGAUUGUCCAUGCCGCCUGGAAUUUCCUGCAACAAGAUUCUUACGCUGCCUUCGAUGUACCGGCUAACUCUCCGCUGCGACGAGGACAUUCUCCGUUCUGGAGUGUGCGAUUGAAUGACGAAGGGGUAAAGCGCGACGACAGUUUCUUCUCGCUCGUUAAUAGAGGGAAAAUCAGUCUUAUCGCCCCUGCUCAAGUUACAGGAUUUGAUCUUGACGGUCGGUCGCUGACUCUCAACAACGGGACUUCGGUUAGGGCGGAUGUGGUCAUUCUUGCUACGGGAUACAACUCUUCAUGGGAAAAUCUAUUUGAUGACCGCACCCGAAUAGAGCUGGGUAUACAAAGGCACGCGCCUGAUCAGCAUGUCAAGGAUGAAUGGGACUAUGCCUCGCUUACCAAUCCACCCUCUGCACAUCCCGAAAAUGAACAAUGGGCCUCUUCUAUCUACCGCGGCAUUGUUCCAGCCAAGAAUAUAUUACGCAGGGACUUCGCGAUUAAUGGAGCUGUCUUCACGACAAAUAACGGGUAUGCUUUUGAAGUCAUGUCACAUUGGAUAUCAUCGUACUUCUUGAAUGAUGCGAUGCGUUUGCCUUCUACGCCAGAGGAGGCUUUGAGGCAUGCUGAUCAAAAUGCUAAAUGGAUGAGGAAACGAUAUCCCGAUCAGCUGCUGUGGUUAAAUGAAAGCUACAGUAGUGCCGUAUACUUUUUGGCGUGGCCGCAAUAUGUUGAUGACCUACUAGAAGAUAUGGGCCUCAAGAGUAUGCGAAGCGGCGGAAACUGGCUGACAUGGCCAUUUAAAGUGAUUGAUGUGCAAGAGAUCGCGACACUUAAGGAAGAGCGGGAUGCACAAAGGAACGGAUUAAAAGGUUAAUGUAUUCGCUUUCA